Molecule: messenger RNA, 2729 nt
Organism: Sitodiplosis mosellana (orange wheat blossom midge)
Lineage: Eukaryota; Metazoa; Arthropoda; Insecta; Diptera; Cecidomyiidae
Product: twinfilin-like
Exons: 4
Coding region: 349-1401 (350 amino acids)
Biological process (GO): positive regulation of neuron projection development; regulation of lamellipodium assembly; barbed-end actin filament capping
Cellular component (GO): actin filament; myofibril; cytoplasm
Molecular function (GO): actin filament binding; actin monomer binding
Source: RefSeq, a predicted model, not a curated record
AUUUCAAUUGGAAUAAAUUGAAAAUCGUGUUGUGUUACAAUAUCAUCAACAUCACCAUCAUCAUCAGUGACUCAUCUCUUGAACAGUGUUCGCCGACCAUUGAAACAAAAAAAAACUCGUUUUCUUUUUUGUACACGAGCCUUUGAAAAUUGUGAUCCCAUUAAUCGUCGCGACGAUUUAAGUGCUUCCAUAAUCAGAACCAAUUGAUUUUUUGACGGUCAUUUUCACUGAUCGCCACUAAUAGAAUUACCACCGUUGCUUUUAUUAUAGAGCUUCUUCGAAUUGUGAACCCUAUUUUCUACUGAUUUUUCUUUUCGGAGCCGCCGUAACCGCAAACACUGAACGAAAAUGUCUCAUCAAACGGGAAUUAAAGCCAACGAUGAACUAUUGAAAGCAUUUAGUAAGUCGAAAGAAGGCAAUACUCGAGUUAUUAAGGCUUCUAUUGAAAAAGAGCAAUUGACUUUGGCUGCUGAGGUUGAAGUGAAUGAAGACUGGGAAAAAGAUUACAAAAACUUGGUGGAGCCGCUGAUUGAAGAGAAUACACCAUGCUACAUUUUCUUCCGUUUGGACAGCAAAUCGUCCAUCGGAUAUGAAUGGCUUUUGAUGAGCUAUACGCCAGACACGGCAACAAUUCGCCACAAAAUGUUGUACGCAUCGACCAAGGCAACGAUGAAGAAAGAAUUUGGAUCUCCGCAUAUCAAAGAGGAGUACCAUGCAACAUCACAACGUGAAACCACACUGUUCAGCUUUAAGAAACACAAAAAAGCAAUGAGCGCCCCAGCACCACUGACACAACGCGAAGAAGAAAUGCUCGAAAUACGCCGAAACGAGAUCCAAACAGAUAUUAGCACUGAAACACGCCAGAAAACGUUGGGUGGCAUUUCAUGUGCAUUGACUGAGUCGGCAAUUGUCAGCAUCAAGGACACCGUGAGCGGAACCUAUAACUAUCUACAGUUUAAAAUUGAUCUUAAAGAGGAGAAGAUCCAUCUAGUCAAAGCCAGUAAUGUGGAGAUUGAAAAGUUGCCCAAAGAGGUUCCCGAAGACGAAGCACGCUAUCACGUCUAUUUAUUCAAGCAUACUCAUGAGGGAGACUUUUUGGAAAGUUACAUUUUCAUUUACUCGAUGCCAGGCUACAAGUGUCCAAUCAAAGAGCGUAUGAUGUACUCAUCAUGUAAAGCGCUUUUCGUCGAAAAAAUUCAAGAGCUUGGCUUACACAUUGAAAAGAAGCUGGAAAUCGAUUCCGGAUCUGAGCUGACCGAAGAGUAUUUCCAAGAUGAAUUGCAUCCGAAAACGUUGUUGCAUCGACCACAAUUUGCAAAGCCACAAGGCCCGAAGAACCGUGGAGCUAAAAGACUGAUCGGUCUCCGAGCACCGUCUGAGGAAAAUAAUGAAACUGCCUAAAAACUCCCGCUUUCGAUGUGUUUUCACGAUUCAAAAACAACAGAAAAAAAAACAACAAUAAUUUCAUCGCAAGUGAUUCAACGUUAUAAAUUACACCAAAAAACCACUCAGUUUUGAUAUGCUAAAACGUGAAUAUCAAAGUUCUUUGAGUUUUACGUAUCGCAUUCAGAGCAAUUUUUCUAAUUUAAUAAUUUUUUUUUAUUUAUGCCUUGGAUUUUACUAUUAUUAUUUGUAUCAUUAGAGAUAACUUGAUAUUUUCAUUACUAUCUUCCUAUUGGGAUUGGUGGUCUCGGUGCGAAUGUGGAACAAGAUAAAGAAAAUAACAAAGCAAAAAAAUAUGAGCAAUCACAGUUCGCAAGAGAUAUCAACAUUGAUAAGAAUCAAUUGAAAUAUUUUGAACAAUUAUACAUUAAACUUUUUACACAGUAUACGUACGUCUUGGCAUACGCAAAAAAUCAAACUUGAUGAAAAUUUCUUUAUUUUGUGUAAGCACAACUAGUUCCACUUUUGCACUGAGGCUUCCAAUUGAAAAUCAUUAAAUGAAGAAACGAUGACGACGACAACAUAAACUGAUCAGUGAUUGUGAAAUAGUUAAUACGUAUUUUUAUAAAACAAAAACGAUUCAAUUGCUCAAAAUGUGACCAAAUUCGGAGAUCUUUUUACAAGUUCAACAUAGAAAUGCAGGAAAAAUAAUGAUGACAAACAAAUUAUUUUUCUACGGAAAUCUUUCAAUAGCGACAUAAAUGUCGUUAUUGCGAUUUUGAAAUUUGUUAACAAACUCUGCAAUAAGGUCCAACAUAGAAUAGAAACACAACGAAAGUCGCUCAUGCAAGCGAAUUGCAUUUAUCAUUUUCUUCAAAUGUUCCGAGAAAAAAAAAACAAACAAACAAACAAAUUAGUUUAGAUGUGAAAUGUCAAAUAUGAUUUGCAAUUGGUUUUCCCUCCUCCCGAACCCAAAUUGAGGUUAAAUUUUUUUUUUUCUGUAUUAAAUUAUAUUUUUCCCCUUCGAAGCAAAUAUUUAUAUAUUUUAUUAGAAAAAAGAGACAAAUCAAAAGAAUAGUAUCCCAUCUUGCCAGAGAAUCGAAAUUGUGCAAUUAAGAUUUAAGAAAACCCUGAACGACGACACCGAUCGCUAUGUGACCAAACACAGCACAAAUAAUCUAAAAAUGUGAUGACAGAAACCGGAACCGCUGAAACAAAAAAAACGGUUUCAACAAUAGUAAUGCAUUUAUCCAGUAGUUGGAUUAAGCGCUUUUCUUCAAAUUCGAUUGAAAUCAAAUCAUUCAUGAUUCGUGUAAAACAAAAUGAAAUAAAGAUUAUUGAGUGAA